Molecule: messenger RNA, 1681 nt
Organism: Sapajus apella (tufted capuchin)
Lineage: Eukaryota; Metazoa; Chordata; Mammalia; Primates; Cebidae
Gene: STK32C
Product: serine/threonine kinase 32C
Exons: 12
Coding region: 47-1156 (369 amino acids)
Biological process (GO): protein phosphorylation; regulation of signal transduction; G protein-coupled receptor signaling pathway
Molecular function (GO): G protein-coupled receptor binding; ATP binding; G protein-coupled receptor kinase activity
Source: RefSeq, a predicted model, not a curated record
CAGCUCUGGCAAAGUGUGCAUCGUGCAGAAGCGGGACACGGAGAAGAUGUACGCCAUGAAGUACAUGAACAAGCAGCAGUGCAUUGAGCGGGACGAGGUCCGCAAUGUCUUCCGGGAGCUGGAGAUCCUGCAGGAGAUCGAGCACGUCUUCCUGGUCAACCUCUGGUACUCCUUCCAGGAUGAGGAGGACAUGUUCAUGGUCGUGGACCUGCUUCUGGGCGGAGACCUACGCUACCACCUGCAGCAGAAUGUGCAGUUCUCCGAGGACACGGUGAGGCUGUACAUCUGUGAGAUGGCGCUGGCCCUGGACUACCUGCGCGGCCAGCACAUCAUCCACAGAGAUGUCAAGCCUGACAACAUUCUCCUGGAUGAGAGAGGACACGCGCACCUGACCGACUUCAACAUCGCCACCAUCAUCAAGGACGGGGAGCGGGCGACAGCGUUAGCGGGCACCAAGCCGUACAUGGCUCCAGAGAUCUUCCACUCUUUUGUCAAUGGCGGGACCGGCUACUCCUUCGAGGUGGACUGGUGGUCGGUGGGGGUGAUGGCGUACGAGCUGCUGCGAGGAUGGAGGCCCUACGACAUCCACUCCAGCAACGCCGUGGAGUCCCUGGUGCAGCUCUUCAGCACCGUGAGUGUCCAGUAUGUCCCCACGUGGUCCAAGGAGAUGGUGGCCUUGCUGCGGAAGCUCCUCACUGUGAACCCUGAGCACCGGUUCUCCAGUCUCCGGGAGGUGCAGGCAGCUCCAGCGCUGGCCGGCGUGCGGUGGGACCACCUGAGUGAGAAGACGGUGGAGCCGGGCUUUGUGCCCAACAAAGGCCGUUUGCACUGCGACCCCACCUUCGAGCUAGAGGAGAUGAUCCUGGAGUCCAGGCCCCUGCACAAGAAGAAGAAGCGCCUGGCCAAGAACAAGUCCCGGGACAGCAGCAGGGACAGCUCCCAGUCCGAGAACGACUAUCUUCAAGACUGCCUUGAUGCAAUCCAGCAAGACUUCGUGAUUUUUAACAGGGAAAAGCUGAAGAGGAGCCAGGACCUCCUGAGCGAGCCUCUCCCCGCCCUUGGGCCCAGGGAUGUUGCGGAGCCUCUGGAGGACGAGGCAGAGCCCUCCGCCUUGCCCAUGUGCGGCCCCAUCUGCCCCUCGGCCGGGAGCGGCUAGGCCGGGACGCCCGUGGUCCUCACCCUCAGGCUGGUUUAGAGACUCAACUGCCAGAGGAGGGCCACGGGGCGGAAGCCUGGCAUUAUGUUCCCACCCAGCAGCCUGGCUGGCAGUGCCCGCAGUGCCCUGGACACAUUUCAUACCUCGGGUUCGUGGUGUUGGACGGGACAAGAGGCUGUGGGUGCAGCAGGCACCUGUGGAGGCCAGCAAGGAGGGCACUGCCCAUGGGCCCUGGGACCUGCCUAAUGGCGAAAGCGCUGCUGGGCGCCCCUUUGUUGCGCACAGGGGGCCGGGGCCACAAAUGGGAAGGAGCCCUUGGCCCCGCUUGGCCCCCAGGCUGGGCGUGGCCUACUUCACAAGGUGAGCACUUGCAGGGUGCCCAGGCUCGGCCCAGUUCUUGGAGGUCAAGGGCGCGGGCUGUGGGUAGCGGGUGGGGAGGCAGAUGUUUUCUGAUCACACUGCUCCAGCAUUUCUGCUGCUUCUGUAUAGUUUUCACCUCUGAGAAUUACAGUGUGAGAAGCGCUU